Molecule: messenger RNA, 2430 nt
Organism: Trifolium pratense (red clover)
Lineage: Eukaryota; Viridiplantae; Streptophyta; Magnoliopsida; Fabales; Fabaceae
Product: aspartic proteinase 36-like
Exons: 12
Coding region: 50-2050 (666 amino acids)
Biological process (GO): proteolysis
Molecular function (GO): aspartic-type endopeptidase activity
Source: RefSeq, a predicted model, not a curated record
AGAAAGACGCUGACUUCCCUCCUUUUGAUAGAUAGAGAGAUUCUAAUCUAUGCCGCCCUUCACUUUCUGUCUCAUUUCGAUUCGUUUACAACCAACCAUAACUCGGAUCCAGAAUCGUUCCACCACCCCGAGUCACCAACUCAUGGCGCGGCGGACAUUCACUCACCUCAUCCUAAUCCUAAUACUCCACAUUGCGUUACUCGCUCCUUCCCCAAUCGCCGGCGACACCGCGUUCCUCCCUAACCGCCACCAUGGCUCUCGUCCCGCCAUGGUUCUUCCUCUAUUCCUAACCGCUCCCAAUUCAUCCACGUCAGCACUCGAUCCUCGUCGCCAGCUUCACGGAUCCGAAUCCAAACGCCACCCUAACGCUCGUAUGAGACUCCACGAUGAUCUCCUCAUCAACGGAUACUACACAACGCGGCUUUGGAUCGGUACUCCUCCACAGAUGUUUGCUCUUAUUGUUGAUACAGGGAGUACUGUUACGUAUGUUCCGUGCUCCACCUGUGAACAGUGUGGCAGGCACCAGGAUCCGAAGUUUCAGCCAGACUUGUCAAGCACAUAUCAACCUGUCAAAUGCUCAAUGGAUUGCAACUGUGACAAUGACAGAAUGCAAUGUGUGUAUGAGAGACAAUAUGCUGAAAUGAGUACUAGCAGUGGUGUUCUCGGAGAGGAUCUUAUAUCCUUUGGAAAUCAGAGUGAGCUUGCUCCACAGCGUGCUAUUUUCGGUUGUGAAAAUGUUGAGACUGGCGAUCUUUAUAGUCAGCAUGCUGAUGGCAUUAUGGGUUUGGGCCGAGGAGAUCUCAGUAUCAUGGAUCAGCUGGUUGACAAAAAUGUAGUGAGUGACUCAUUCUCACUAUGCUAUGGUGGAAUGAAUGUUGGUGGGGGCGCAAUGGUUCUUGGUGGCAUAUCUCCUCCAUCAGACAUGGUCUUUGCACAGUCAGAUCCUGUGCGCAGUCCCUAUUACAAUAUUGAUUUGAAGGAGAUACAUGUUGCGGGGAAGCGACUGCCUCUAAAACCAAGUGUUUUUGAUGGAAAACAUGGAACAGUUUUGGAUAGUGGUACAACUUAUGCAUACCUACCAGAAGAAGCCUUUCUUGCAUUUAAAGAAGCUAUUGUGAAGGAACUUCAAUCUUUCAAUCAAAUCAGCGGUCCAGAUCCAAAUUAUAAUGAUUUAUGUUUUUCUGGUGCUGGAAUCGAUGUCUCACAACUCUCUAAAAACUUUCCAGUGGUUGACAUGGUAUUUGGAAAUGGUCAGAAGUACUCACUGUCACCUGAAAAUUACAUGUUCCGGCAUUCAAAAGUAAGAGGUGCGUAUUGUCUGGGAAUUUUUCAAAAUGGAAAGGAUCCAACUACUCUCUUAGGAGGUAUCAUUGUCCGAAACACACUUGUUAUGUAUGAUCGUGAGCAAACAAAAGUUGGUUUUUGGAAAACCAACUGUGCUGAGUUAUGGGAAAGACUACAGAUAUCCAUGGCCCCACCACCAAUAAAUUCAACCAAAUCUGUGGGGCCUACAGGUCCUCCAUCUGUGUCACAACAUAAUUUACCUCCAGGUGGAUUCCAAAUCGCACUAAUAACAAUAGCUAUUUCAUUUAACAUAAGCUACGAGGAUAUGAAGCCCCACCUUGCAGAAUUGGCUGGACUCAUAGCUCAUGAGUUAGAUGUUAAUACUUCCCAGAUCCACUUACUGAAUUUUACCUCCUUUGGAAAUGAUUCCCUCUCUAGAUGGGUCAUAACCCCAAGACCAUAUGCUGAUUACUUUUCUAACGCAACUACAAUGAGUAUAAUUGGCCGGCUUGCUGAACACCACAUGCAACUUCCUGAUACCUUUGGAAGUUAUAAGUUGAUUGAUUGGAAUGUUGAGCCUCCACCAAAAAGGAGUUGGUGGAAGCAAUAUUACAUGGUUGUGGGUUUAGUUGUUCUGCUUACAUUGCUUCUAGGAUUAUCAAUAUUUGGAAUAUUCUUAAUUUGGAAAAAAAGACAACAGCAAAGUGUGCAUUCAUACAAGCCUGUUGAUGUGGGUGUUCCUGAGCAAGAACUCCAGCCAUUAUGAGCUAAGUUUAUGCUACAACUAUAUAUCAUACUAAAUUAGUCUCAGUAGCACGAUCACUUGCUAUCAAGAGCAAUUUAUGCUUGUCACUGAGCUGGUCAAGUUUGUUGUUUGAAAGAAAUCAGAUCGUUCACAAUAUCCAGUGAUUAUUGAACCCUGACAUAGGUACAGAAAGAAUUCUCUAGAUAUUCUAUCAUAUCUGUAAAGGAAUUUUGUUUGUGAAUAUUGUAAUAUACAGGUGAAUCAAAGGGUGACAUCAUAAGAUUGAAACAAUUUCAUAUAUUGUAAUUUUCACAUUUCAUUUAACCUGUUGUAUUAUGAGAAAUAUCCAUACUUUCUACUUUUUGCAUUGAUGUUGUGGUCUAAGAUAUCAAUCUACUCCA